Aphis gossypii (cotton aphid) is the source of this 1762-nucleotide messenger RNA. RefSeq names its product aminoacylase-1A-like. The transcript has 7 exons. Bases 472 to 1683 code for a protein of 403 amino acids. The record is from RefSeq and is a predicted model, not a curated record. Gene Ontology annotation, cellular component: cytoplasm. Gene Ontology annotation, molecular function: aminoacylase activity. NCBI's taxonomy places the organism in Eukaryota, Metazoa, Arthropoda, Insecta, Hemiptera, Aphididae. Gene Ontology annotation, biological process: amino acid metabolic process.
AUUCUUUAUUUAUCAUACUUAUUUAACACAAAAUUAAUGAGUGACAAAAUGUAUUUGAUUUGAUAUUAUAUAAUUAAUUUAAAAAGUGAUAAAAUUAUCUAUUAAUGUUUAGUAAUAUUAUUUUAAUCUAGUUGUAUUUAUGAUAUACUUAAUUUAUCAAGGGCAUUAACUUAAGUGGUCCAAGGUUUACAUCAUAUAUUCCACCCACUGAAAUUACUUUUAUUAAAAUUUAAUACCAAUCUAGAAACAAAAAAGUUAAGAAUUUAGUAUUUUGUGUUUAGUGAUAGAAGAAUGUCAAAUACUUGUAGUAAGCAGUAAGCACAAUUAAAGAUAUAUUGAAUUUUAAUUUUGACAGUGAACAUUAUAGCAUUCAAUCAUCUAUUAAAAAUAAAAUAGUAUUGAAGUUUAAACUUAUCCAUUGUUAUAAACGGGUACAUGUACAAUUAAUUUUUGAAAAUCUAUAAUUGUAAAAUGGCUUCAACCUAUCCACUUGAACAUGAAUCUGUAACCAUAUUUAGAGAAUAUCUACGUAUACCAUCAGUUCAACCAAAUGUCGACUACAGUGAAUGCAUAAAGUUUCUUGAACGUCAAGCCUUAAGAUUAGGUCUUCCAUUAAAAAUUUACUAUAUGGCCCCUGGUAAACCAGUUGUAAUUAUUACAUGGGUAGGACAAAAACCUGAAUUAUCAUCAAUAUUACUCACCUCGCAUAUGGAUGUUGUUCCAGUGUAUUCAGAGAAAUGGACACAUGACCCAUUUUCUGCACACAAAGAUGAAAGUGGAAAUAUUUAUGCUAGAGGAGCACAAGACAUGAAAUGUGUUGGUAUUCAAUACUUAGAAACAAUCAGAAAGUAUAUUACAGAAAACCUUAAAAUGAAAAGAACCAUACACAUAUGUUUUACACCAGAUGAAGAAAUUGGAGGCGAGUUUGGUAUGGGUACAUUUGUUACAACUCCAGAGUUUGCAGAACUAAACAUUGGUUUUGCUCUGGAUGAAGGGAUAGCAACGCCACAUGAAGUUUUUGAUGUUUAUUAUUGUGAAAGAACUUCAUGGAAUUUAACAAUAACUUGUACUGGUCAGACUGGACAUGGUUCAAUACUACAUGAGAAUACAGCUGGAGAAAAAUUACAAUACAUAAUCAAUAAAUUUAUGAAUUGGAGAGAAUAUGAAAAAAAUAAAUUAAAUAACAGUGAUUUAGGACCAGGGGAUGUUACAACUAUAAACUUAACAAUGAUUAAUGGAGGAUGUCAGUUAAAUGUUGUACCAACUGAAAUAUCGGUUACUUUUGAUAUACGAUUAGCUAUUGAUAUGGAUGUUGAAAAAAUGAAGAAAACUGUACAAGAAUGGUGUCAUAAUGCUGGUCCAGGUGUUUAUGUGAAAUUUAAAAACAACCCAAUCCGUGUUAAACCAACUGCAAUUGAUAAUAGUAAUCCAUGGUGGAUUGCAUUCAAGAAUGAAUGUGAUAAAAUAUAUUGUUUCAGGGACAUGAAAAUCAAUACUGCUAUAUUCCCAGCAGGAACAGAUAGCAAAUUUAUGAGAAAUGUUGGUAUACCGGUUUUGGGAUUUUCUCCAAUGAACAAAACAAAAACUUUAUUGCACGAUCAUAAUGAAUUUCUUAACGAGAAAACAUUUAUUAGAGGUUUGGAUAUUUAUUACAAUAUAAUUAAAGCACUUACAUCGGUUUGAAAUUCAAAUUUUUAGUAAUAAUUUUAUUUAUAAAUUUAUUAAAAAUGUAUUUGAAUAAAAAAAAAGUAUUAAUUAACAA